AUCCCAACGAUAACACUUACAUUCAUGCCAACAGAGUGAAAUUGGAUAAGGUAAAAUUACUCUGAACUAAAUUUACAAACGUGCCUACAAUCCACUUUUACUGACUGUUACUAACAAAAAUGAAAAUUGGUUUUCAUAUAACGUCUCAAACAGCCUCGCAGAACGGGUCUAUAUUUUGACACAAGGACCUAAACAAAAUUCAAUUGAAGAAUUUUGGCGUAUGAUAUUCCAGGAACAAUGUGCUGGUGUAGUAAUGCUCUGUAAUUACUAUGAAGAUGGCAUGCAAAAAUGUGAUGAGUUCUUUCCAACGGAAAACGGUGGUUACAAAUAUUACGGAAAGAUGUUCGUGAACAACAAGAAGGUAUGGUUUGUAGCAUUUUCUUUGCUCCGAGGGCUCCGUUCAAUAAUAUGCGCGCGGUCGCUUGUUCGAUCUUGUUCCUCGCGAACCAAACCUCACAUCCAUCACAAGGGUCGGCAAAUCUUCUUCCGAUUCACAAAGAAUGACGACUAUCUGUGGUGGAAACGUGGGAACGCCCUAGACUUGCCAUCUUGGGGCACAAAGGAGAAUCUCGAUCAGCAUUCGAAGGCAUUCAUGAAGACGGUCAGAAAAUCUUCAAGCUGUAGCGGAAGCACAGACAAAUCCAAAGACCUUCGUGCAUACGCGCGAAAAUCGCUGAAGUAUCAAUCCUAUGAGGCUGCAAGUUAA
Molecule: messenger RNA, 706 nt
Organism: Angiostrongylus costaricensis
Lineage: Eukaryota; Metazoa; Nematoda; Chromadorea; Rhabditida; Metastrongylidae
Source: the annotation of a GenBank genome assembly